CUUAUUCGCCUGUCCAGUCGUCAAUUGCUGGUCCGACGGAGCGCUUCGUGGUGGCGAAUUGUGGUGAUCUUGGCUGCUUUUCCGCGCGCGCAGUUGACUUUCCGGGGGUUGAUCUUCAAGCCUAGGAAUCUAAUUAGUGGAAGACCAUGGAACAGAUCAGCCACAGUGAGAAAAUGUUGAUAGUGAUCGUGAAGUUGUGCCUCUCGGACUAUUGAAGUUUGACUUUUCCUGGAGUGAUUUUCCUUCUUUUUCUUAUCCCGUUGAGAGUGCCUGAGAGAGUCCGCAACGCGGGGGUGUAAAUAUGAGUGUAAAUAAUCACAAUGGCAGGGACGUGGAGGGCGAGAGCAAGGGCGACGAGGAGCACCUGCUCAACCAUCAGGAGAGGAACAAUGUGAAUUGCCAUCAGGUGAACAGCGAGAAGAGCAUCCUGAAAACCACCGAAGAUCUCGAGGAUCUCUACAACAACAUGCCACUCACGGAGGAAACGACCUGCGGCUACUGGAUAUUCAAGGGACCCUUCUUCCAAAGGUUCGCCAACAAGAAGGCGUACGUGUUCCUGUACGGCGUGGUUGGAUGCAUCUUCAGCGCCACAUACGCUUACUUCAACGGCACGAUCACGACGCUGGAGAAGCGAUACAAGAUCCCAAGCAAGAACACCGGCAUCCUGUCGGUGGGCAACGACAUCAGCACCCUCUUCAUCUCCGCCAUUCUCAGCUACUACGGCGGCAAAGGACACCGUCCGCGGUGGAUAGCAUUCGGAUUAUUUACGAUUGUGUUGUUCUGCGUGCUGACUGGGCUGCCGCACAUUAUUUAUGGUCCUGGGGAGAAUGCACUCUCCCUGACCACGGAGUAUGGCGCCACAUUUGACGAGAACACCACCCACGAGGUCAUGGAGGCGCAGAAGAUGAAGACCCUCUGCAAGGCCAACAGAACAAUGCUCGAUGAUGAGUGCGAGACUGAAGAGGGCAAUUUAAUGCCCCAGAUCAUCCUCUUCCUCGCCCAACUCAUCUCAGGCGUGGGCAGUUCGCUGUACUACACACUCGGCGUCUCCUACAUGGAUGACAAUGUGAAGAAGUCCAAAACUCCCGCCCUCAUCAGCCUGUCCUACUUCCUGCGCAUGCUGGGCCCCGCCAUCGGCUACGCUCUGGCCUCUGUCUGCCUCAAGAUGUACAUUUCGCCCUCCCUGACGCCCACAAUCAACAACACAGAUCCUCGGUGGCUGGGCGCCUGGUGGCUCGGAUGGUUCAUCCUGGCGGGAGUUCUCAUCAUGUUCUCAUUCCUCAUAGGUCUCUUCCCCAAAAUCCUCCCUCGGGCGGCCGUGAGGAAGAGGAUAGCCGUUGAGAAGGCCAGACUGGGCAUGAAGAUCGACGAGGAGAUCCAGGCGGAAUUGCCGGCAUCCGUGAAGGACAUGAUCACGACUUUCAAGCGUCUCGUGUCCAACAACACUCUGAUGCUCAACAAUCUGGCGUCGAUCUUCUACUUCUUCGGCUACAUGCCCUACUGGAUCUUCACGCCCAAGUACAUCGAGACGCAGUACCGGCAGUCAGCGUCCGUGUCCAGUCUCGUCACCGGCACCGUCGCCCUAGUCUUCUCGGCCGUUGGCGUUCUGCUCUCGGGCAUUGUGAUCUCCAAGUUCAGACCCAGAGCGCGCUACAUGGCGGCCUGGAAUGUCCUCGUGGGCGCUCUGUCGGUCGUGGGGAUGAUCGGCUACGUGUUCCUGGGCUGUCCAGCCAAUGACAACUCCAUGGUCACCGAGUACACGCUGGCCAACACGAGACACGAGGCUGUGACGCACCUGCCGAUGAACUUCACCACCUGCAACUCCAAUUGCCACUGUGACUACGUCAAGUACUCGCCAGUGUGCGGCGCCGACGGGAAGACCUUCAUCUCCGCCUGUCACGCGGGCUGCAAGCAGCAAAUCCUCACUGAGUCCGGCAAAAUUUUCACCGACUGCAGUUGUGUGAGCAGUCGAAAUCAAUCUCUGUCCUUUGGCAACUACAGCACAAGCUGGGAAGAGGAUUUCCCCACGCAAGCCCCGGAAGUGCCAAGAGGCGGCUUCGCCACGCCCGGAUCCUGCCCUGUGGAUUGCUACAAGCAGUUCUAUCUCUUCCUCAUCGUCAUGUGCUUCAUCAAGUUCACAGGCGCCACGGGAAGAGCGUCCAACUUCCUCGUCUCCGUGCGAUGCGUGGAGGAGAAGGACAAGCCCGUGGCCAUGGGCUUCAGCCUCAUGAUCAUGAGCCUCUUCUCCUUUAUCCCCAGUCCAAUCUUCUUCGGCGCCAUCCUGGACAAAACCUGCCUCGUGUGGGGCAAGACGUGCACGGGCACCGGGAAUUGCUGGCUCUACGACGGCGAAUCUCUGAGGUAUCUCAUGAACUUUACCGCCGCCGUGUUUGUGAUCAUUGGAACGCUGUUCGACUGUGGCGUGUGGUUCUACGUGAAGGAUCUCAAGAUCUUCGACGACGAGGCGAAUGAAACGGAGCUGAAGGAGGUGAAGAAGGAGGAGAAGAAGCUUCCUGAGAAGCAGUAACGCACUUUCUUUGUUAUAAUCCCAAUAUAGAUACUUUUUGUGUAAAUAAA
This is a messenger RNA of Phlebotomus argentipes, 2577 nucleotides long. RefSeq names its product solute carrier organic anion transporter family member 74D-like. The coding region runs from base 302 to 2527 and encodes 741 amino acids. The record is from RefSeq and is a predicted model, not a curated record. Gene Ontology annotation, biological process: sodium-independent organic anion transport; transmembrane transport. Gene Ontology annotation, molecular function: protein binding. NCBI's taxonomy places the organism in Eukaryota, Metazoa, Arthropoda, Insecta, Diptera, Psychodidae. The transcript is spliced from 7 exons. Gene Ontology annotation, cellular component: membrane.